AUGUACCUCUCCUCCCUCGCGCUCCUACAUAAACGCGGCCGCUCCAAAUCCAAUGUCGUCGGCGAAUACCAGGCUAUCUUCGAACUCUCAAAUGCAAUGCACCUCGAACUAACCCAACACAUCGGCUCCGAAGAGGCGAACAGUAUCUCUCACCUCACCGAAUCCCAGCUCCAGAAACACAUCACCAGCUCCCUAAAUGGCGGGUCUAUAGCCUUCCACACCUCGUCUCUCUCGCAAGAGGGUACCUGUCGAUUUCGCCACCUGCUCAGGAAAGAAAGCUGGUGGAUAGGGUUUCUGGUGCUGGCGACGCCGUCAGCGGUGUGGUGCGGGUUUGUGCCGUAUAUGGCGCCGGCGGUUAUGGUGUUGCCACUGCCAGUAGUGUUUGCUAUGCGUGGUGCUGGGGCUGGCACAGGUGGGGCUUAUGGCAGUGCCGUUGAUGUUUAUGGGGAGAUAGCGCAACGUAAAUGA
Molecule: messenger RNA, 468 nt
Organism: Parastagonospora nodorum SN15
Lineage: Eukaryota; Fungi; Ascomycota; Dothideomycetes; Pleosporales; Phaeosphaeriaceae
Exons: 2
Coding region: 1-468 (155 amino acids)
Source: RefSeq, a predicted model, not a curated record